Megalopta genalis is the source of this 3634-nucleotide messenger RNA. RefSeq lists its product as uncharacterized. Gene Ontology annotation, cellular component: centrosome. The record is from RefSeq and is a predicted model, not a curated record. Gene Ontology annotation, biological process: spindle organization. Lineage: Eukaryota; Metazoa; Arthropoda; Insecta; Hymenoptera; Halictidae.
CAAUUUUAAUGAUUGUCAUUAAAUAUAUAUGUGUAUACAUAUGUAUGUAUGUUGAUAUGUUUUGAUGAUCAUAGAACGGUACAUAUAGUAUAAUGUCGGCGUACCAGGAGGGACACCUGUCUAUAUAUGUAAGUACCUGCCGAUACACCCUCGACACCCUCGGCCGUUACUGUUGCCAUUCGACGUCAAAUGGAACAUGGUACAGUUGCUCAUUGUGCCGACACAAAGAAAGAUCUUUCUUGUACCGCUACAUGGUUAUCUGCAUUGUUUUCAGUAUCGUUAAGUGACGUUUGUGUAUAGUAUUAACAUCGUCUCGUUAAAUCAUUUUACUUGUUCCCUCCAAAUAAAAAACAUAAAACAGAGAAUAGAAGAAAAUACAAUCUAAAGAGAAGAUACAAUGUGUGUUACUUAAACACAAUAUUUAUUGGCAAAAUGUUCUACAAUGUUCUUGUGCAACAUGAUUCGCUGUUGUACGGUUCACCUGCGAAAGCUUUGUUGAAAAGUCUUUUAUUUAAAUAAAUCGGUUGACAACAUAUCAAAAGUCGAAACAAUCGACGCUACCGGUUUCUUCAAUCACUGGGAAAUUCAAUCGAACAGUUUAUGUAUGCGCACAUACCAUGACAUCGUUCUACGAUAGUCAUGGCUACUAUAAAAAAAUGUUGGAACUACAAGAAAAAUUACGAAAAAGAGUUAUUGUACAAAUUACACGACCAUUGCAGCGAAGAAGAAAGGAUAAGACUAGAAGAAAGAUUCAAAGUAUUGUUACAAGAAUCUCGUAACAGGCAUAAUACGUGUAUAAAUCGGCUACGUUUCAAGUACAUAGAGUUUUUAGAGGAGCAACGCGUGUCGGACCAAAGGAACUACAAGCUCCUCGAAGCGUUGGACAGCGUGGACAAUAGUCUAGCCUUGAUGACAGCGAGAACAGAUAGGCUUAACAUUCUUAGAAAACAUUACGAAGCGUAUCUUCGCCGAAUGUGUACAGUUCAUGCGGACGGCGUAAGCGAAGGAUCGGGUCGGAAGGCCGAUAAAUACCUGCGAACAGAUGCGAACGAGCGGAUGAAUUCCCUAUCACCCGAAGGGCGCGGUACUUUGCUGUUGAAAUCGCCUCGGCCGAGUUACCAAACAAUCGGAUCGAGUUUCUGUUCCCCGUUGGAGGCUGUCAAAACGCCGAGUCAACGAACAACCGCAUACGAUCCGGAUGCCUUGCAGAUGUACUGGAAACACGAUCUUCAACAGUUACCCAAGAUUCGUUUGUCCCCACCAAGCGGGGACAGAAGCUUCCAGCAGAGUCGAACAUCCGACAACAACAACGAUAUUCGCCUCAACGAUAGCGAUCCUCGAGCUGAAUCGAAGCUGCAAAGCGCAGACCGCUUCGAUCGCUUUUUCACGCAAGGACACCUCUACCUCGAUGCUGCCAAGCUUCCAGAUCUACCGUCGAUUUCCCAGUACCCCAUGGAUCCGUCUCGACGUACGCAAUCGUUGCGAUCGAAUCCUCCCAAUAGCUACCCGAACGACAACGACAGCUUCCCAUAUCCGAGAGCAUCGUUCCAAAGAAAGGAAUACGAUCCAAGAUGCGGGAACAAAGAAGUCCGCGUGGAAGAGAACGAAGAGAAGGUUCCAACGGGAACGAACAGCGAAUUCGACGAGUACCUUGAGAAAAUUCGGAAGCUUCAUCGCGACCUCGACAUGCAGAGCUCGGACAACGAUGGAACACGGAUGAUGGAGCAGCGUGCGGCUGCGUCGCGCGGCGAUUCCCGAGCGUCCGCCAAGGAAAGCUUCGACAAGAACCUCGCGAACGACGUCAAGAAAGUGUUGGAGCUCGCGGAGAAUCUGGUGUCCAGAACGAGGAGCGGCGCCAGGCACGCCGAGAAAGAGGAAGAGAAGCUACAAAGUGGCGCGUCGUUGGCCAAAAGAAAUCAUGUUGAAAUAUCGGAUGCUCGGCAAGGACGCGCAACAUCGAUGGCGCACGCAACGGACAGAAUUAGCGGCGACGUUGCGUUGCGCCGGCCGGAAUUAGACUCGCGUGAAAAUAUUGAAAAGCUGAAAAACCAGAGUUUUCCGGGCGCCGAUGAUCCGCCCGAGCCGCGGCGGGAUCGCCCAGUCCAUCCUGGCCGCGACAAUGAUAGAAUCUAUGUUGCAGAACAAUCGAGAUUGGAGCAGUCCCUGUUCAGCGUCGGCGAAGCGCUGGAGCCGUGGAACUUGGCCUCCGUCGAGAAGCAAAUCAGGCGAAUCGACUCCGCGGAGGAGACCACGCCGGAUGAAAGCGACGCGAUGCUAAUUGAACAGGAAAUACCGGCUAGCGAAACUGUGCAGGAGCAGGAGCAGGAGCAGGAGCAGGAGGUGAUUUUCGACAAUACCGACGAUACGUUAGAAUUGCAGGACAACGAGUAUCCAGGCGAUCAGCACGAAGCUGGGAGAACGGAGGAUCGCUAUGACGAGGUUCCCGCUUCGCUGCAGCCCCGAGUCUCUGAGAAAGAGCACGUGGAAUCUCCGGAUGGCGACGAUAGGUUUAUCGAGCAAAAAGAUUUCAACGAUUACGACGAUUACAAGGAUAACGACCAAGAAAAAUCUGAGGCAAUGGGUACCGAACACGAAGAGAACGUCGAGGGGCCAAGCGGUGAAGAGAACUUGAACGGAGGCUACGGCUAUGAUCAGAACGAACCCUACGAAUACGAGAAAAAGGAGGAGUACGAGGGCUAUGCUAUCCAGGAAUAUCCGCAGGAACCGAGCGAACAGUACGAAGGGUACACGGGCGAACAGUACGAUCAGUAUAUCGGUCAUCCUGAAAGUGGCUAUGUUGAUCAGCCUAACGCGCAGUACCAGGAAGACGCGAAUGAGAAAUAUGGCUAUCCUUACAACGAACAAUACGAGCCGAAUCAAGAGUUUACGACGAAUGCGGAGGAACAUUACGAGCCCGGCGAGGCGGAAAUUCCGCGAGACGGUGAACUCGAGCUGGAAGAAGCCAAGGUGGAUGUGGUCGAGGAAGAGUCGACGGAACAGCCGAGGGAAUCGCAGAGUGAAGAAAAAGAGGUAACGGAGGAAAAGGAGGUGAAGGAGGAAAAAGAGGAGGAGGAGAAGAAGGAAAAAGAGGACAGCGUGGGAACGGUUAGCUCGAAGGAGGAUCAAAGCGAGAUGCUAGCUUCGAAGAAUGAGCAGAAGAAAAAGAAGGAUGUAAUCAAAUCUUUGCUAGAUUCUGACACGGACAGCACGCUCGAACAGAAUGUGACGAACACGGAGAGCGAUUUUGAUUUUAAUUGAAGCCUAAGUAUCUUUAUUGUUAGGUCGAUGCAUACGAAAUGCCGGAUUUUUCCUGAAAAUAACGCAAACUCGGUUACCAUCGGUUUGUCCAUCUUUUCAAGUUCGACGCGAUUGCAGAAACGUGUCACCGUUGAGCAAUUGUUAUUCUAUACGCGGAUCAUCGUUGUUAGUUCUUUUUAUGAGCAUCAACCUAAUAUUUCUACUAUAUGUAUGUGUACCAUACGUGCAAAGCUAAAUUAUAUUCUGAAUUUACAAGGAUUAUAAAUUCUGAAUGCACAUUUACAUGACGCACAUCUAGAAGGAAUUCGCGUGGAGUGUAACAUAACGUAAUUUUAUUUUCAUGCAAUAAAGUUACAUAUAUUAACGAAAACUAAAA